This is a messenger RNA of Hypoxylon fragiforme, 1713 nucleotides long. RefSeq lists its product as uncharacterized. NCBI's taxonomy places the organism in Eukaryota, Fungi, Ascomycota, Sordariomycetes, Xylariales, Hypoxylaceae. The transcript is spliced from 3 exons. The record is from RefSeq and is a predicted model, not a curated record. Bases 148 to 1488 code for a protein of 446 amino acids.
UUUGUCUUUCCUCCCCCCACAUCCAAUUAAAGCAAACCAACUUUCCUUAAUAGACUUUCCAGAUAGGGGAACCAGUUUGCACGAAUCGAGGCCAAACUCUCAAAGGAUCGAAAGGGUCGGUGCUACGCGCCCGGCCACCCGCCAGCCAUGCAGAGAUCCGCUGGCAACACGCCGACGCAACAUGCGACUCCUUUCUUUUCCACCAAUAUUUGGGGGGGUAAUAGUAAAGAUACUAGUAAAGAUACUAGCAAAGAAUCCAAAGACAGUAAAGACAGUAACAACUUGCUACCCCGACCCCAGACUUCUAGCAGAUCGCGGCCGGGCACUAGUUCAGGGGAUAAGGAUAGGGAUUUUAACGUCUUGACUAAGGAUCGUGAUCGCAAACCUUCUUUCGGGCGUAGACCAUCCUUCUCUUCCCCUUCUAAGGGAAAACGCCGUCCCAGUUCGUCUCAUGCUGGGUCAUCCUUCAGCAACGAAAUCAAGACUGACGCGGCUACGCCUCCCGCCAUACCUGCUGACUUUGCACUUGCUGCUGCUGCUAAGUUAUCGAGAGAAGCAGAGGUAGUACCUUCGCCCGCAUCUACCGAUUCCUUUUCCAAGAUGAUGAGCCGAGGCGCACCGACACCUACUCCGGGCUUCCAUACUAUUCCCGCGACAUCACCUCCCAUACCUCAGACUCAAAAUGAGAUUCCAUCUCUUCACCAGCAUAUACAUGAGGUCGCCAACAAAAGGAUAUCAACCUUAGAUUAUCUGCGCAAAGCACAUGAGGGUCGAAUUUACUGGUUUAACACGCUGCUCUUUGACAAACCUGACUUGGCACGAAUGCCCUACUUCGAUAGUCGCAAACUUUCUUAUCGCGCCACUAACUACCUCUUGCUGGGGUUGUCACUGCCUGCCGUUAUCGACUUAAACUCCUCUACGCCACUUGAAUUCCUCCGCUCUCUCAACACCCUCAUUGCUGAAUUCGAGUCCUACCAGCAGAUACACACCGAAAAUGGCCUUAACACGAGCUCUUUGUCGCGUGCGCGCUUACCGAAUAUGUUCCGUCGGGGGGCUGGUGGGAGAGGAAGGAGACAGUCGGGCGCAGACCCUUCUGGAGAUGCUGGCGGAACCACUAGCGGCUCGGCAGUAAAUUCUAUGCCUACGAGUGUCAUCAACUUUGGCCUUGGAGGUGAAGGCAACGAUUUAAUUCCUGGAGAAGAGUAUACGCAUCUUCUCACGCCCAACCUUCCGUUCGACCCAGACUUUUUUGAGACAUUUGCCACAUUAUGCGACGUGUUGAUUGAUUGCUAUUCGAGGCUCAUGACUCUUUUACCUACGCCUAAAGACUGUACGCCCAUUAUCGCAGAAUUGUUUACGAAGGCCGACGUUAAAAUACGCAGAAUGAUUAUCCAGGCGGUGGUGAAGGAGUUUGAGGAGUCAAGCCGGACUGGCUUAAGACAAGAAAUGACCAACGUGGGCAAGAUAGCCCUAGGAGGGCUGGUAUGAGGAUGUACAUAUACGUGCAUAAUAGCGACCUUGCGUUUACUGGUUUGAUUAUUGAUGUUGGUGUUUUGGGAACACUUUGGAUUGAUACCAGGGUCGCAUAGGUAUUGCAGGUACCAACGGCGUUGAUUUUCAUAGCAGGAGCAUUGAUUGCAUAUAGUAUGCCCAAAGGUGUAUUGCGAGGCAUGACAGAUAAAGUAUAUUUAGUUACGUAUAAUAUAUUUGGAC